Molecule: messenger RNA, 2448 nt
Organism: Acipenser ruthenus (sterlet)
Lineage: Eukaryota; Metazoa; Chordata; Actinopteri; Acipenseriformes; Acipenseridae
Gene: smyd3
Product: SET and MYND domain containing 3
Exons: 12
Coding region: 88-1374 (428 amino acids)
Cellular component (GO): nucleus
Molecular function (GO): histone methyltransferase activity; protein binding
Source: RefSeq, a predicted model, not a curated record
CUCAGUGGGCAAUAAUACUGUUUAUUCCAGAGCACUCGCGAGAAUAGCCUGGCCACUCUCCCUGCUCGCUCCAAUCAUUUGUGCAAGAUGAUGGCGCGGAGACUCGAGCGAUUCUGCAGCCCAGGUAAAGGGAAUGGACUACGAGCCCUGCAGUGCGUGAAGCCUGGAGAGCUGCUCUACAAAGCUGAGCCCUUCGCCUACACCGUUUCCAAAAAAGGCAGAGGGUCUGCCUGCGAGAACUGCUUUUCCAGGAAGCAGAGUCUCCUCCGAUGCUCCAGGUGCAAGGUUGCCAGGUACUGUGAUGCCCGUUGCCAGAGGCAGGCCUGGCCGGAGCACAAGAGGGAAUGCUUGUGCCUCAGAAGUUGCCAGCCCCGGAUCCCUGCUGACUCUGUGCGACUUGUUGGGAGGGUCAUCUUUAAAUUACUAAACCAUUCAUCCUGCCCUUCAGAAGAGCUGUACUCCGUGUCGGAACAUGAAUCUCAUAUCAAAGAGAUGAGUGAAGAAAUGAAAGAAGGCCUGGGGCACCUGAAAGAGAUGCUGCAGCUGUACCUACAGGAGGAGAGCGAGGAUGUGUCUCGGCUAAUGUCAGGAUUAGAUCUGCUCCACCUCUUUGCCAAAGUCACCUGCAACUGUUUCACCAUCAGCGAUGGAGAGAUGCAGGAAGUUGGCGUUGGACUCUAUCCCAGCAUGUCUCUGCUGAACCAUGACUGUGACCCAAACUGUGUGAUCGUGUUUGAAGGCAGACAUCUCCUUCUCCACGCAGUGAAGGCGAUCCAGCCGGAGGAAGAGCUCACUGUCAGCUAUAUUGAUGUAUUGGUGCCUACCCUGGAGCGACAGACACAGCUGAAGAAGCAGUACUGCUUUCUAUGUGAAUGUCAGCGCUGCAAGAGCCGAGACAAGGAUGCUGACAUGCUGGCAGGUGAGGAGCGAGCUUGGAACAGAGUCAGAGAGUGCAUUGCUAAAGCAGAGGAGCACCAAUCCCAGGAACAGUGGGACCAGGUCCUGGCUAUGUGCCAGACUGUCAUAGAUAACAAUCAAGAUGUUCUCCCAGACAGAAACAUCUAUCUGCUCAGAAUGCUUGACUGCGCCAUGGACGCCUGCAUUCAUCUUUCCCGCUGGGAGGAAGCUGUACGCUAUGGCACCAGAACUUUACAGCCAUACAGACUGUACUACACAGGAUUCCACCCAGUGAGAGCCGUGCAGCUCAUGAGAGUGGGCAAACUGCAGAGCCAUCAGGGGAUGCUCAGGGAAGCUCUGGAAACACUCAAACAGGCUUUUGAAAUCAUGAAGGUUACCCAUGGGGGAGAGCAUAGCCUGACGCUUGACUUGAAACAGAUGCUGGGAGAAUGCCAAGCUGAAAUGAACCAAACAUGAGAGAAGAUGUACAGCUUUUUAAAGAGUAAGUAGUGAGGUUCCAAAAAAAUGUAGCGUUACGCGUCCUCACGUGUUGCUACAACUUACCUGUCAUUUUCCUUUUCUUUAACAUCCUGACAACUUUCUACACUUAGAACUUUAAAGUCUGUUUCAAAGCUCGUUUCAAAAUCGCCGCUCAAGUGCACUGAUAGUGUCAGGAUUAUUGCCCACAUUGUCAAACAGGUAACACAGCGAUAACGAUCCAUGAUGUGGCACAGAACAGAUAACCCAGAGCACUUUUUUUAUCGCUCUUCCUGCAGUGAUUUAGAGGAUAGAUCUCAAACCACAGUGCACUAGAGCAGCCAUUUUGAAAAGAGCUUUGAAACAGACUUUAUAGUUCUAAGUGUAAAAAGUUGUUGGGAUGUUAACAAUGAAGAGAGAAAUGACAGGUGUGUUAUUUGAACAGUUGUAGCAGCAGGGGAGGACGUGAAAUGCUAUGUUUCUCAGAACUCCGCUACAUAUGGUGGCUCCCUGGGUAACUCUGCUGUCAUAAUGAAAUAACCCUUUCAGAGUUUGUCGUUCCCAGCAUGCAUUGCCAGAGCAAGCUGGUCAUGUUUUUACAGUUUUACAAGAUAACAUGAGACGUUUUACAAAUAAUUUUCACAACAUUGUAAUACCUAAAGCAUGUGACAGGUGUUGGUUAACCUGCUGUCAUAGAACAGCUGUCAGCUUCAAUAAAAACAAUCUGUGGCCUUGCAUAAUGUAACCAGUCAUAAUAAGCCCUCUGAUCCAUUGCUUCUUGUUUCUUUUGUGAAAAGCAGGAUGUGUAUCCAAAUAUUAUUUUGCUUGUUAAGACUGUUCAGUUCAUAUCUAUAAUCAAGCAUUUAAAAACCGGUCCCCAACAAAUCAGGGGUCUUGUUUUGCAAACAUAUGGAUGACAUAAAAGAAUCCCUGAGUCUCCAAAAAGACCAGCUUAAACUGUAAUGUCUAAUGUUGAGAAACACGGCUGUAACCAUAGACACAAAAUAAUAGCUGGUCUGCUGUCACUGUGAAUGCCUCUGCUUAUGAGAAGCCUAUUAAACUGUCUUUCUCCAA